GUUUACACUCCAAAAGAGUUACUUCCCUUAUAAGAGGCAACGACAUUUGCAUCGUUGUGUGCGUUGGUUAUGAAAAGUUAUUUUUUUUUGGUUCUGUAGUUAAAUCAUCGAGUAAGACUUACGUAACUUAUUAAUACCUUGAUAGUUCGUGGCAUUUAACAUUCCAUAGAUACCAGCAUAGAUACCAGCAUGGCAGAGAAGACAGAAACUGAAGAAGGGAAUGAAAUUCAAAAACAAUUGAGUGGAUCAGACAAGGAGAAACAGUUAAGCGAUAAUGAUGGUGCAUCUUCAAGUCACCAUACCUCAGGGAAGUCUGACAAUCUAGAAGACUUGUUUGCAACAUUAAAGCAACAAAUUUCAAGUUCAGACUGGCUGGAAAAAAACACAUCAGAAAAAUGGGUGAAAGACAACCCUGAGUUAGCAAAACAAUACAUGGAAGCUGCAAAUAAGUCCUGACAGAGCGGACAGGUAAGAUGUGUUGUCCUGACAGAGCGGACAGCAUGUACAAGAUCAGGAGUGCAAGACGUGAUAUGUGAAAUAAACUUAAAAUUACUUCAACACUACUUUGACUCUUGGAAUAUUUUAAUUGUUUACAAACUUUACAUACAGAUGAAAUUACUUUAUACAGUGGAACUGCUAGCAUAAGGUUGUUAGAACGUUUUUGAAAGGUUAAACACAGAACUUUAUACAAGAGGUUUUUAUAGAAGCAUUUUCUUUGUUGUAAUAUUCCAUUAUGUAAAUUACAUUUAGUGAGAAAUAAAGAUGAAAACUGUCA
This is a messenger RNA of Mercenaria mercenaria, 775 nucleotides long. RefSeq names its product 1-aminocyclopropane-1-carboxylate synthase-like protein 1. Bases 190 to 456 code for a protein of 88 amino acids. Lineage: Eukaryota; Metazoa; Mollusca; Bivalvia; Venerida; Veneridae. The transcript has 5 exons. The record is from RefSeq and is a predicted model, not a curated record.